This is a messenger RNA of Physcomitrium patens, 1811 nucleotides long. RefSeq lists its product as uncharacterized. The record is from RefSeq and is a predicted model, not a curated record. NCBI's taxonomy places the organism in Eukaryota, Viridiplantae, Streptophyta, Bryopsida, Funariales, Funariaceae.
UGGCGUUAUCCGUGGAGACUAUGUUAAGGACUCCACAUUCGUUUUGCAAGAGUGAAUGAGUUCAGCGCAAGGACGUUUGAGAAAACGUCACAGCUGAGCGACAUUGUUUCCAGCAAUUGUGGUUCGGUGCCAGAAAAUCAUGUGGGGCUGGUGCUUGAACAAUUGUGGUGAAUCUCAAAUUUGAUGUUGUGCAAAACUUGCAGAUGCAAGCAUUGGUGGCCAGUCAGAUGCAAGGUUUGCAACUGAACCGCACACCGCCCAGGAGAAGUGCUGGAUGACUUCAAAUUCACAACGUGAUUUUGUCGAGUUCCGUAAUGGAACCGAAAGCAAGUGUACUACAGUGAAUCAUCUUUUAUGAACAAUGUUCUAGUGCCCAUGGCAAAGAAGGACGCAUUUCUGAAAUCCUUUGUCGUUCCGCGAUAAGCAUCGCUACACAAUACUCCAGUGCUACAACAGCAUAGUAUCAGCUGAAAAUUAGUUUCUAACAGCCCUGCGCCAUUGUUUCUCUCUCAAGGUGGAUUGGAAUUGCCAUGAGAGGGAGACUGUGAAUGAAUGCGCGAAAGAAAGAGGUAUACUUUAUUAUUAGCUAAUUGUCUGUGACGAAGUCAAGCGUGGUGUGGCCACGAAAGUACAAAUAAUUCUUUUUUAACAGUUUUUUUUAAUCUUAUUCGUUAUAAAAAUAUUGUUAGUACAUAUAGAAAGAUGAGACAGUUUUAGGGGGCAGCUUUAAGUAGCGCCUAUGACCUUCAAGCCCACCUUUGAUGCCUUUUAUUAAUAAUCUCAAUAAAAUUAUGCCUUAUCUUCAUCCUAUCUCCCGACAAGUUGUAUUUUUCGACUGUUUUAAGUUGACAUUCUCAUUUCCAUUCUUUGUUAACCUUUCACGUAUUCUCCGACUCUGUUGCCCAAUUUAUGGGAGACUGCUUGAGUGUUGGUUACAUGUGUCCGGAACCCUUGCUUGCGGAACCUAAUUCGUUGUUUUGUUGCAACCAAAGUUUCUUUCUUCUCCACCAUCCACAAAGACUUGAAGGAAUUGGGGAUUAGGGUUGCCGGAGGUUUACUUCGCAGUUUGUGGAGAGGCGACUGUUGCAUUGUGGAGUAAGUUUGGACUUUGCCGUACGUGAGGCUGGGAUUCAGCGAGUGAGACGAUGGAGGGGUUUGACAGCUUUCGCGAGAUUAGCGGCAAGGAAUUCGAUAGAUUGCGGGUGAUGGCAGAGAAAGAUCCAAUCCUCAAGAAAAACCUAGAAAUGUAUGAGCAGAUCUCGGGACGCAACCUCUCUGAGGCCGUUCGAAAGGAGCAAGAAGAGAAUGACAAACGGUGGGACAUUAUGGUGGCUGACCAAGAAAAAUUGCCGAAGGAGGAACAACCCAGGACGAUGGGUGCGUUCAGCGACAUGCUUGAGAAAUAUGGAUUUAAGCCUCCGACGCCCGUCCCCGAGGCAGAGAGGAGCAAGGAAGGCGACUUCGGCGACUUCAUGAAUGCUUACGGAACCCGAGGGAUGGACCUAAUGGCCGACUACGAGAUGAAGAGCGCUCCUAAGGUAUCUAAGUGCGAGGAGUGCAGGAAAGACGCGAGCAUGAGAUGCAAGCAAUGCGGACAGCCUUACUGCUCCAAGGAGUGCCAGACGAAGGCUUGGCCUACCCACAAAAGAAUUUGCAAGCUGGUAGCUGCACAGCGAAGUUUCUGAAUGUCAUGUUGUAGACCCCCGUGAAGAUGCAUACCACAUAGAAGUAUUACUGAAAAAGGGAUGUUUCGUGUUGCGAAUAGGAAAUCACAACAAACUUGAAUUAAGAGCAUUUUCCACUUAUCUUCA